AUGAUAGACGCCUAUCUAUUGACAUUCAAUUGUGCGAGGCACCUCGUAAACCCUGAGACCCUCGCACCAGCGUUAUUUGAUGCGCUGCCAAAGGCUGCCGCCGUGCCAGAUGUUCUCGCACUCAGUCUGCAGGAGGUCGCGCCAAUCGCAUACAGCUUCCUCGGAGGCUCAUACCUGAAACCCUAUUUCGAUCGCAUAUCGACGACUGUCCACCUCGCCGCAGACCUCCACAGCCAUGGCAGUGAACGGCUCGAACACGUGGCUACCCGUAGCCUGGGCAUGACGGCGCUGAUGAUCUUUGCAAAACCCAGGUUCCUCGAGAGAAUACAGUAUAUUCAAGCGGCAGGUGCUGGUGUUGGAGUGUGGAACAUGGGCAAUAAAGGUGCCGUUGCAAUGCGCAUCGGCGUGUCACGACCGGGUUCCGACGUGAUGCUGAAUAUAAGCUUCGUUGCAGCUCAUCUAGCACCUCAUGAGAAGGAGGUCGCCUUAAGAAACCAGAACUGGGAGGAUCUUGUGCGCAACAUGGUCUUCGCAACCGAUAGUGACUCUGUGUACAGCUAUAGCGAGGAAGCUCCCCUAUGGGCAUCUGGAGAAGCUCCUGCAGGAAGGACCGGCCUGUUCCAUCCUGGCAGUCAUCUUUUUGUUGCUGGAGACCUCAACUACAGGACGCACGACUCUUCACCUGGUCCGGACGCACACCAGACUUAUCCUCAGCCCUCAGCCUCUGAUGAGUUACCAGAACACUUUUCGCAUUUGCUCAAGACAGACCAACUAAACAGAGAAAGAAAAGCACACCACACACUGCACGGACUCGAAGAACUACCGAUCGAUUUUCCCCCAACCUACAAGUAUUCGUUACGCAAGGACAAGGCACGAUCUGCAUCAGGCUCUGAAGCCAGCUGGGAAUGGGCGAUUCACCGCUACCCGUCAUGGUGCGACCGGAUACUAUACCUACCAAGCCCUGCAUCUGCAUCGCAGCUCGAACCGCAAAUAUAUACCGCUUUGCCAGUUCAACCUACAUCCGACCACCGUCCAGUGGCAUUAUCUGUACGCGUCGACGACAAAGCUCUGCCUACAGAUGCACGGGACAUCCGCUCGAACCCUCCUUUUCCCAUAAACCCUGAAUGGAAGGCCAGGAGAGAUGCUGGAAGACGAUAUGAGAUCAUCGUGGGCGUACUAUCCUAUCUGGCAUUGACGAAGAAGGGCAACGCCGCGAUAGCCGUUGUUCUAGGCGCUGCGUUGGCGACAUUCUACCUGGCCAGCUGGCUUCGAAGAUAG
Didymosphaeria variabile is the source of this 1278-nucleotide messenger RNA. RefSeq lists its product as uncharacterized. The record is from RefSeq and is a predicted model, not a curated record. Lineage: Eukaryota; Fungi; Ascomycota; Dothideomycetes; Pleosporales; Didymosphaeriaceae. Gene Ontology annotation, biological process: phosphatidylinositol dephosphorylation. Gene Ontology annotation, molecular function: phosphatidylinositol-4,5-bisphosphate 5-phosphatase activity. Bases 1 to 1278 code for a protein of 425 amino acids. The transcript has a single exon.